Peromyscus californicus insignis is the source of this 13221-nucleotide messenger RNA. It is a transcript of the gene Atp8a2, whose product is annotated as ATPase phospholipid transporting 8A2. Gene Ontology annotation, molecular function: ATPase-coupled intramembrane lipid carrier activity; ATP binding; ATP hydrolysis activity. The record is from RefSeq and is a predicted model, not a curated record. Gene Ontology annotation, biological process: neuron development; phospholipid translocation. Lineage: Eukaryota; Metazoa; Chordata; Mammalia; Rodentia; Cricetidae. The transcript has 37 exons. Bases 131 to 3697 code for a protein of 1188 amino acids. Gene Ontology annotation, cellular component: plasma membrane.
GGGCGGCCCGCGGCGCUCGCUCAGCCCUAGGCCCGCUCGCCCAUGGCCCUGGCGCUGUGGCCCUGGAGCCCAGCCCCGCUCCCAGGCGCCACCGCUCGCCUCUGGCCGCCCAGCCUGCCAGCCACGCGCGAUGCUGAACGGCACCGGCCUGGACCAGGCUUUUAAGAUGUCGUUGCCGCGGAGGGCGAGGAUCGGCGCGUCCGUGGGACCCGUUCGUUCUUCUGCGGGCUACAAGAAGGCAGAGGAUGAGAUGUCCCGGACCACGUCUGUUGGAGACCAGCUAGAGGCACCGGCCCGCAUAAUUUACCUCAACCAAUCUCAUCUCAACAAAUUCUGCGACAACCAGAUCAGUACGGCCAAGUACAGCGUGUUGACAUUUCUACCUCGAUUCUUGUAUGAGCAGAUUAGGAGAGCUGCUAAUGCCUUCUUCCUAUUUAUUGCCUUACUGCAGCAAAUUCCAGACGUAUCGCCAACAGGACGAUACACCACCCUGGUGCCAUUGAUCAUCAUUUUAACAAUUGCAGGCAUCAAAGAGAUUGUAGAAGAUUUUAAGCGACAUAAGGCAGAUAAUGCAGUUAACAAGAAGAAAACAAUAGUGUUAAGAAAUGGUAUGUGGCAUACUAUCAUAUGGAAAGAGGUGGCAGUGGGAGACAUCGUGAAGGUCCUCAAUGGGCAGUAUCUUCCAGCAGACAUGGUCCUGUUCUCCUCCAGUGAGCCUCAGGGGAUGUGCUAUGUUGAAACCGCUAACCUGGAUGGGGAGACGAACCUUAAAAUCCGACAGGGCUUGAGCCACACAGCCGACAUGCAGACGCGGGAAGUACUGAUGAAACUGUCGGGAAGGAUAGAGUGUGAAGGGCCCAAUCGCCACCUCUACGACUUCACUGGCAACUUGCACUUGGAUGGGAAGAGCUCUGUUGCCCUCGGGCCUGACCAGAUCUUACUGAGAGGUACCCAGCUCAGGAACACUCAGUGGGUCUUCGGCGUUGUUGUGUAUACCGGACAUGACACCAAACUCAUGCAGAAUUCAACAAAAGCACCUCUCAAGAGGUCCAACGUCGAGAAGGUAACCAACGUGCAGAUCCUGGUGCUGUUUGGCAUCCUCUUGGUCAUGGCACUGGUGAGCUCGGUGGGAGCCCUGUACUGGAACGGGUCUCAUGGUGGAAAGAGCUGGUACAUCAAGAAGAUGGACACGAGCUCAGAUAAUUUUGGCUACAACUUGCUGACAUUUAUCAUCUUGUACAACAAUCUGAUCCCCAUCAGUCUGCUGGUGACGCUUGAGGUUGUGAAGUACACGCAAGCUCUCUUCAUCAACUGGGACACAGAUAUGUAUUAUAUUGAAAAUGACACUCCUGCUAUGGCCAGGACAUCAAACCUUAAUGAAGAGCUCGGGCAGGUAAAAUACCUGUUUUCUGACAAGACCGGAACUCUUACGUGCAAUAUCAUGAACUUCAAGAAGUGUAGCAUUGCUGGCGUAACCUAUGGCCACUUCCCAGAACUAGCCAGAGAGCCAUCCUCAGAUGACUUCUGCCGGAUGACUUCUUGCCCCAGUGACUCAUGCGACUUUAAUGAUCCCAGGCUGUUAAAGAACAUUGAGGAUCAACAUCCCACAGCCCCUUGCAUACAAGAGUUCCUUACCCUGCUGGCUGUGUGUCACACCGUCGUCCCUGAGAAGGAUGGAGAUGAAAUCAUCUACCAGGCUUCCUCCCCAGAUGAAGCUGCUUUGGUCAAAGGAGCGAAGAAGCUUGGCUUCGUGUUUACGGGCAGGACGCCAUACUCAGUCAUCAUCGAAGCGAUGGGACAAGAACAGACAUUUGGAAUCCUCAAUGUUCUGGAGUUUUCUAGUGACAGAAAAAGGAUGUCUGUCAUUGUUCGAACCCCAUCAGGACAACUUCGACUCUACUGCAAGGGAGCUGAUAAUGUCAUCUUUGAGAGACUUUCAAAAGACUCCAAGUACAUGGAGGAGACCCUGUGCCACCUGGAAUAUUUUGCCACAGAAGGCCUGCGGACUCUGUGUGUGGCCUAUGCAGAUCUUUCUGAGAAUGAGUAUGAGGAGUGGCUGAAAGUCUAUCAAGAGGCCAGCAUCAUACUGAAGGACAGAGCCCAGAGGCUGGAACAGUGUUAUGAGAUCAUCGAGAAGAAUUUACUGUUACUUGGAGCUACAGCCAUCGAAGACCGUCUUCAAGCUGGGGUUCCAGAAACCAUAGCGACUCUGUUGAAGGCAGAAAUUAAAAUAUGGGUGUUAACAGGAGACAAGCAAGAGACUGCAAUCAAUAUCGGGUAUUCCUGUCGGUUGGUGUCCCAGAACAUGGCCCUAAUCCUGUUGAAGGAAGAUUCUUUAGAUGCAACACGGGCUGCCAUCACUCAGCACUGCACGGACCUUGGAAAUUUGCUGGGCAAAGAGAACGACGUGGCCCUCAUCAUCGAUGGCCACACCCUGAAGUAUGCGCUCUCCUUUGAAGUUCGCAGAAGUUUCCUGGACCUGGCCCUCUCAUGCAAAGCAGUCAUCUGCUGCAGAGUGUCCCCUCUGCAGAAGUCUGAGAUCGUGGAUGUUGUGAAGAAGCGGGUGAAAGCCAUCACUCUGGCCAUCGGGGACGGUGCCAAUGACGUGGGGAUGAUCCAGACAGCCCACGUAGGGGUCGGGAUCAGCGGGAACGAGGGCAUGCAGGCUACCAACAACUCAGAUUAUGCCAUUGCACAGUUUUCCUACUUGGAGAAGCUGCUUUUGGUUCAUGGAGCCUGGAGCUACAACCGGGUGACCAAGUGCAUCCUCUACUGUUUCUACAAGAAUGUGGUCCUCUACAUCAUUGAGCUUUGGUUCGCCUUUGUUAAUGGAUUUUCUGGGCAGAUUUUAUUUGAGCGCUGGUGCAUCGGCUUGUACAAUGUGAUCUUCACCGCCUUGCCGCCCUUCACUCUGGGAAUCUUUGAGAGGUCUUGCACUCAGGAGAGCAUGCUGAGGUUUCCACAGCUCUACAAAAUCACCCAGAAUGCAGAAGGCUUCAACACUAAAGUUUUCUGGGGUCACUGCAUCAAUGCCUUGGUCCACUCCCUCAUCCUCUUCUGGCUUCCCAUGAAAGUGCUGGAACACGAUACUCCACUGGCCAGUGGGCACGCCACAGACUACUUGUUUGUUGGAAAUAUUGUUUACACGUACGUUGUGGUAACAGUUUGUCUGAAAGCAGGUUUGGAGACAACAGCUUGGACUAAAUUCAGUCACCUGGCGGUGUGGGGAAGCAUGCUGAUCUGGCUGGUGUUUUUUGGUGUCUAUUCCACCAUCUGGCCGACCAUCCCCAUUGCUCCUGACAUGAAAGGGCAGGCAACUAUGGUCCUGAGCUCUGCAUACUUCUGGCUGGGAUUGUUCCUGGUUCCAACUGCCUGUUUGAUUGAAGAUGUGAUGUGGAGAGCGACCAAGCACACCUGCAAGAAGACGCUGCUGGAGGAGGUGCAGGAGCUGGAGACCAAGUCCCGAGUCCUGGGGAAAGCGAUGCUGAGAGACAGUAAUGGAAAGAGGAUGAACGAGCGUGACCGUCUGAUCAAGAGACUCAGCAAGAAGACACCCCCAACCCUCUUCCGAGCAGGCUCCAUCCAGCAGUGUGUCAGUCACGGGUAUGCCUUUUCUCAAGAAGAACACGGAGCUGUUACCCAGGAGGAAAUAGUUCGUGCUUAUGACACCACCAAAAAGAAGUCAAGGAAGAAAUAAGAGGCGAUUUUGCUCCAGGGAAAGAGAUUCAGUUUGUUGCACGCAGUGUUAACACAGUUUUGUCAGGAGAGACUGGCACCCGCAGCCCAACACCAGAAAACACAUUUCUGUGGCCUUAGCCGACCAGUUUGUUAGCAGCUGUCUGUCCCCUUGCAGUCCCAGGACACAGGCAUCAGGGGAAGCUAUUCUCCCAGCUUGUCUGCCGCGCUUGGCCCAACGUUUCCGUUGUUAUGAAGCAUUCAGCUGGGCUCUGUGAGGUGUGAAAUUAAAAACCAUGUUUCACCAGUGCUAAAACAUCAAUACUAGUGGUUCUGGGAGAGAGGAAAGGGGCAUUAUGUUACCAGAGACCAGUCCUGUGUAAUUGGAGCAGGGUCCACUUCCUGUUCGGUGCAUGCACAGAUCAUACGAACCUCGCUUUCUGCAGAUUGCUCACUCACUUGGAUUCCUGUUUCGUUUGUGUGAAGCUGGCGUAAACUUCUUGAUUGCGGUGAAAUCAGAAAAACUUACGGUUGAGGGACAAACUGGAGAACAUUUCCUUGGCUGUUUCAAGCCCCAGUCCCAGCAAGGCAAUCAGCCAGCGUUCCAUGCCUUCCGCGCCCAUUUCAGGUGCACGCCUCCGGUCUUACUGUUGCUACCCUGGGUUCUUGUCCUCAGACCUGUCCAGCUGGCCCCUGGGGGCGGUGCCUCACAGCUGGUAGCCACCCAUCCAGGUUCUGUGUGUCUUUGUUCCUCUAUACGUUCAGAUAUGGGUGUCAGAAUCUUUCUUCUCGCCCAGCCCCAUCCCACCCUGCCCUGCCCCCACUGCUGCCCGUUAGCUCCAUAACUGAAGAGAAGUGGCUGUCCCAUACCUGGCCUCAAUACUCAGCUGUCUUUUUUCUGAUGGGAUCCUGUGGGUGAGGGUGGCAGGCUCUGCAGACCACUCCUGAGCUGGGCCUCUGGCAGCCUCUCAGAAUCAGAGUCGGUCCCUGCUCCCUGGAUGCUCGAAGCACAUUUUAGACUUUCUCCAGUUUGGAAGUGAGUGUGUGAUGGUGUCUGUGCACUGAAGAGAAAAAAAAAAAAAACUGUCACUCUGAAAUUCUAGAGCCAGGGUGAGCUGGGGGCCGGGUAAGCACAGGGCAGAGAGUGAUGAGGAAGAGGAGCCCAGAUCUCCCUGGAAGUUGACAAAGGACACGAGACUCAGGAGGCAGACCCGGAGGACAUGGAAGUUCUCAAGUCCUACUCUUGAUAGACAGUUGUAGCGAUCAGCCCGUGUACACUAUAGCAGAAACCAGACCUUGCUCCUGCAGACAUUUUGUUUGGUUGAUUUUUCUUGAGACAAAGUCUUACACUGUAUGCCAAUCUAGCCUUGAACACACUUUGUUGUCCAGGCUAGCCUCAAACUUUCUGCAAUCCUCAGCCUCCAGCUUACUAGAAUUAUAGGUGUGAGUUACCCCAUUCAGCACCAUACACUUCUAAUGGAAACAAUUCCAAAUAUUUUCAAGAUCGUAACUGUUAAAAAUAUUAAUGUGGUCUCCUUUCUGUAUCCAGCAAGAUUUAGGCCCAAGGGCCUCUUUCUGAACAGUGGCUUGGGCUAUAAAAACAAGGAAGGAAAGUGUCAGUUCCCAGCUUUGUCCACUGAAGGCCCCUACUCUGAACUGGAACAGAAACUGGAUGCCCUAAACCUGCAUGUGAGAACUGGGGGCUCUCAGAGAAUGUGGGCCUCUCUCUUCCCUUUAUUUUGGCUGCCAAACCAGAAUUUUGGAUGGCUUAAAGUAAAUACCUCUGGGCACCUGUUACUAGGUAAAGUGGUACCAUACCACCAGGGAUGUGUGCUAGCUUCAGAAAGAAAGCAGCAUUUGGGCUGGCUGAGCGGUCCAAAGUGCUGCAUUUGGGAAGAAAAGAUGCUAUGCUUUGCUUCCUGAUCCUUUACUUUGGGAACAUCAGAGAUGGGUGGGCACCGAAGAAAAACCUUGGUGAUGAUUUGCAUUGAGUAAGAAAACUGAUUCUCACUUAGGAAGUGACUGGCAUGGUUUGAAGGGAGGCAGGAUGGUACAAUUAGCAAGAAUCUUGGAGGUGACCUCUCUGCUCCUUGAGGCGAGUGAAAAAUCUAGUGUGCCCAGCAAGCUGGAAUCCUGGCAGACUGUCCCAUGUGGGAGAAACAGCAGGAAGUGUGCCUCAGAUCAGUGGGGCCAGCCAUGGUGUCCAUCUUAUCCAGAGAGGUGGGGGCAGAACUGGGGAGAGAAGAGGAAAACCAACGGGAUGUGCCCUAGGCUCUCCAACUACAUCUCUCUCUCUCUCUCUCUCUCUCUCUCUCUCUCUCUCUCUCUCUCUCUCUCUCUCUCCCUCCCUCUCUCUCUCCUUCCUUCUUUAUCUUUCUUCUGUUUUUUUUCUCCUUUCUUUCUCUCAUUCUUUCUCUUUGUUUCUUUCAACUUUAAAGACUAGAUUGAUUUGAAGAGGGAAAAAUCCCACACCAAACCCUCAACCCUAAGGAUGGGAUUUUACAACUCAAGACAUCCCCCAAGUAAUGUCUACAGAUUACAAAUCAUUUUCCUAGAAAAUAUUUCUGCCCAAAUUUUGCAUGUAUUCAGGAAAGUAUAAGUUGGCCCCUGCUUUUAUUUUAACAGAGGAGCCAAGUAGGAGAGUGGGGCACAGCAGCUUUCCUUUAGAUGCAACUGUCUGGAAGAGAAAGAGACCUGAAGAGGGCAAAUGACCUCUUUGUUGUCUACAACCAACGGGUUUUUUUCUUUGUUUGUUUUGUUUUGUUGGGGUUUUUUGUUUUGUUUUGUUUUCAAGACAGGGUUUCUCUGUGUAGCUUUGGCACCUUUCCUGGAACUCACUCUGUAGAUCAGGCUGGCCUUGAACUCACAGAGAUGCACCUGCCUCUGCCUCCUGAGUGCUGGGAUUGAAGGAGUGCACCACCACCGCCUGGCCUCAACCAACGGUUUCUUAAAAACCCGGUCAUCUGUGGGUCUCUCUCUAAAAGCCCACUUCCUAGCUACCAGCCAGUCAAGCCCGCUGGAGCAGUCCUUGCUGUGCCCACUGCUGCAGCCCACUAAACCAACACUCCUGCACAGCCGACCUAGAGCGUGCACAUUACGACCAAGGUCUCAUUUGUCCGUAGUACCCUGACUUCCUGCAACAAGGAAACCUGCCAUCUUUGAAGCUGACCUCUACAAAGGGGCACAUCAAUGCAGACAGGCCAGGCUACUGUGUUGCGAGAGAAGCCAGGACCUUAUUCAACAGUUCUUUGCAUUAGCCUUUAUUCUUGAGGGAAGCUACGAAACCAACCCUCUUAAGUAGAAAACCUCACAGCAUGGGUCACAUUAUAAACCCAAGCACUAGCACGGGCUUCCGUGAAGGAAACCUACAGAAACCUGAAAACACCCCAUCAAGGCUGACAGCCUCCAACUCAACUCUCCUCAUUUACACACCCCCUAUUCACCACCCAAGUCUAUCGAUUGAAGUACUCUGCCUUCUAAGUGGGGGUGGGGGGAGAUGCGAAGCUUCAGGAACAACAAAGUCAUGGGGGCAGGAAUCAGAGACACCCCAGAGCCGGUUCACUUGAGAAAAACAGUGAUGCCUCAGGCCGCAGCUUCUGGUGGCCAAGACAAAAUGCCUGUGAGAUCAGGUGUGUGACUUACAGAGACUGCUUUGGGGAGGCUACCACUGUCAUUGAGACAGGAGAUGACCAGAGUGACAAGGUUUUGAAAGAAUGCGGACAUAUUUGAAAGUUUAGACAGGACAGUGUUUAGAAGGGGCAAAGUAGGAUCUGCAAGACUAGUUUAAUUUGCCCUUGAAUGCUCCAGGGUAGAUAGUGAGAUUAGAAGACAGCACAGGACAUGGAAAUCCACUCAGUGCGGUUGUCUCCCUCCUUCCCAUCUUUACCAUCCAUGGAGGGAGCAGCAUACUUGCUUGCAGAACUGAGCUUGGAGGCUGAAUUCUCCUCACUUUGGCUCAGGUGCAGCUCUAGCGUCUUGAUCCUUUUGCAAUCUUUCCUCAACCCCUUCCAGUGGUCUGUGUUCCCCCCAUCUCCAGGACCACAGCUGGGGUUCCCACUCUGGCCUUUUGGGACACUCAUCCCAUCUACUUUAUUUUCUUCUUUCCUUGCUGGUCCUUCCUCACAAGGCUGAGCCAGACAGAGCUGCUUCCCUCUGUCACUUGUCCGGGACUGCUGCUCUGUGUCUGACCUCUGAAAUGGAGUAGGAAGGUUCGAGUGUCGCUUUACCCACACAGGGGCUAGCAUGACCUUUAGAGGCCAAUCAAGUUCAGCUUUCGAGAUUGGAAAGUGACAGCCUUCUUUAUUAAGUGUUUCAUUUUUCUAGAGAUCUCUCUCUCUCUCUCUCUCUCUCUCUCUCUCUCUCUCUCUCUCUCUCUCUCUCUCUCUCAUGUAAUUCUGCCAGAUGUGACUGAGGCCCCGGUCUGUGAUGACUCACUUCCUGUCCUCGACCGUUCUGAGUUUCUUCCCUUGGCCCACUUGGUGUCUCCUCCAGGGUCAGCCAUCUAGUUUUGGUUCAUCCAGCUGACGGUGCAACUUCUCCUGCCACUUCCGUGGUCCCUCUUCAGCUUCUUUCUCUAGCAGCUGUGUCAACAGGCUUUGCCUCUCCAAAGAUAGAAGCUGCUCGACUGGACUGGGAGGAACUAGCAGAGGAAUCAUCUUCCUUGGGAAUACUCCAAGUUUUUCGAUUCCGUUUGGGGUUGUCGGGGGACAGACCUCCGUCAUCAUGCCUAUAAUUGUCCCAAGAGUAAUCAUCCCUGGAGCUCCAUGACUGACCGCCCUAUCUGUCAUACCUGUCUUCAUAGCGGUCCCUAUUUCCUCUGCAGUCACCAACCCUACAGUACCCACUACCAAAUGCUCUUCUGCCUAUCCUGGGGUCAUAGCCUUGGUCAUAGUCUCUGCUGCCCUGGUCAUCACAGCAUCCUGGCCCCCACAUCUCAGCAUGGGCUGUCCUGAUACCUGUCUGAAACCCAUCCUGAUACCGCUCUGAAUCUCAACACUUGUCUCCAAAGCUACCGUCACCUCUUCUGGAUGGUAGUCCUCAAAGCUGUCUGCAGCAGGAUGGGUCAUCUGGUCUGUGUCUGUUUUGUUAGAAUCUAAAUUUCUAUCUUGACCAAAAGAAUAAUCACCCCUGUCUGUAUCCAGUGCUUGAUCAGCAACUCAAAUUUCUCCUGUUACCUAGAGACUCAGCGCACCGAGCAGAGUAUGCAGGUCCUCAAAUUCUGCAUAGCCAAAACCGUUCAACCUGUCUGGAUUGCUGGGUUCACACAGCAAGUGGACUGCACUGAUAUCUCAUCCUCUAAAGAACUCCUUAGCAGAGUCUUCUGUCACAUCAUAGGGCAGGUUCCUUAGGAAAACGGUGUAGGGUGGCGAUUUGGGAAGACAGCUCUGGUGGGUAUUUGGUUCCUGAGCAGCCCAUGGAGCAGUAAAAAGGACAGAACAGUCAAUUAGAGGUGCCCUAUAAACACCGUCAUCAUUACUAUGCCGAGUUGUUGACACAUCUCUUUCCAGAUCAUCUGUUUCAUCAGCCCAGCUGACUGGUUUGGGGACCUAGGUGCUUCCUCCCGCCAUCCUUAACCAGAAAGUCUGUUAGGGAAAUGGUCUUCCCUUCUGAAUCAUCUGUUUUGCUGAGGCUGCCAUGUUGGGAGGGGAAGAGAGGAUGCCCAGGCCCCACUAGUCAUUUACAUCUGGGAACUAAACCCAUUUGGAAAGAUGGAAUUAAAAUCCAACUUUUUGUCAGAUACUUAGCCCACUCUUGAACUUGAAGGCUAUUAAAUCAGAUUAGUGAAUGAAAGUGUUUGUUUGGGGUUUUUUUGUUUGUUUGUUUUCUUGUCUUUGGACUUUACAGUACAGUGUGCAUUUUCCUGGAGCAUAUUUUCUUCUUUUGAGAAGUAGACUAAACAGUCUCCACAAUAAUGAGGUAUACAGGCAGGAGAAAACAUUUCUGGGAGAGAUGUUUUCUAUUUUUUUCUGUCUUGAUUAAGCUUUCCCCUAGCCAAAUGACUAAAUUGGGUUUCUAGGCAAAGCAGCUGUCAUGGUGUGUGAUGUAUACUAUUUAUGCAGGGCCCACUGGGGAGUCAUGUCAUUUGUCCUGUCUUUAAAUUGAGGUCAGAAUGUCUCACACACAACCCCUCCCUGGGGAACAGAGUGGACUGGACUAGGUUGCACACACUGGCUGUCAGCUCAGUGGAGAUGUCAUGUGGGACAUGUCACUCCCAUCACAUGGUUUGUGACUCUUGGGCUGGCAGGUCACAUGUGGUCAGCACUUCCAGGCCUGCCUCUGGAUUGAGCUAAGAUGGGUCUAGGGCUAAGGAUGCUCACAGAAGGUUCAUCUGUAUGACUGGAUCCUGUUCUUGAAACUGUAAACAGCACAGCCAGUAUCCUUUCUACUUAGUUCUGGGUUCUUCUACUCCCCUCACAUCCAUAGGGCUGACUGCCGUGUGGACAGCACACACUAUCAUUGGAGGCAAUACCCUGCUCAAGUCCACCAGGCAGUCUGGAAGUACUGCCUAGCUGGUCGGGGUCUACUUACUGUGUGAUAUUCCGGGAAGCAGAGCUGCUGUGUCUGCUCUGUCUCGGUGCAGAAUAUUCCAGAUUUCUAGAUCAGUAUUACUUUCCCCAGUUCCCAACACUCAUGCAAACACAAAAACAAAGACAUGAGAGGUGAGGUAUCUGACUGCUCUGGUGAAAGUGACGGUGAACCUGGGCUUCAGCAGAGCCCCUCUGGGCAUCUUCUUUCCUUUGACAAGCCUUCAAGUACGCACAGCGAAAAUCAAUACUGACUAAUCAAGAAGCAAUGAAUGGUUUUGUUGUUGUUUUGAGAUAAAUUCUUCUGUAGUCCAGGCUGGCUUUGAACUCACUAUGUAGCUGAAGCUACCCUUGAACAUCUGACCCUUUUUGCCUCCUGAAAAGCGUUUUAUUAUAUGUUUGUUGUGCUGUGCUGGGGAUGGAACUCAGGGCCUUGUGAAUGCUAGGCUAGUGUUUGCCAUUGAGCUAUGUAUGUUCCCAAUGAGGGAAUGUUUUUAUUUGUUUUGUUUUGUUUUAAACGAAACUAGAUAACAAGAGUCUGAAUAUGUAAAUGGAUAUAUAGGCUUUCAGGUCGAUUUUUUUUUUUAAAUAAAGAAAGCUAACAUCCAUAAUCUCUCAUUUGUUAUAGUAAUGAGCUUUUCUUUUGAAUCCUAAGGAAGAUAAUUUUCCAUCAGCUAUUUGUGUCUUGGGAUUUUGUCUUAAGCCAUAAGUCUAGAGUCUGCAGCAGCUCUGCUGUCAGAUGAGGCAGCCUUUGUUUGGAGCAUGUGAAAGGACUGCACAGUUCGGCCAGGGUUUGAAUUACUGCCCAGGGUCAUUGUCCCAAAGUCAUUCAAGGAGUGAUUUAGCCUCAGCAUCUGAAAUGUAGCCUUCAUCUCCUGGGGUCUUUAAAAACUGAACAGGGAAACUGACCAGACAGAUCUGAAGUGAUAACUUAAUAAAGAAAUAGGUUUAUCAGGUCAAAUCAAAAGAUGGCAUGCCAUCUGGUGUGACAGUGUACACCUGUGAUCCCAGCCCUCAGGAAGCUGACGAAUAAGAAUUAAAGAUCAGCCUGGGCUACAUAGGAAGUCCCUGUCUCAAAAAAAUAAACAGAACAGAUGUCAUCUUCUCUGCAUGAACAUGCUUCAAUCAACCAAUGUAACAACAAUGGGAAAGCUAAAAUAAAGGCCCCUCAAAAUAAGAAAGUGCACAUCAGUUGGCUGUGUGGGUGAUUCUGUGUUGGCUUCAAGGCUGUUGUCUGUGUCCGUACAGUAGGGGGAUAUUAACUCAGGCUAGCCUUAAUUGAAGGUCAUCAUGAAGGCUUUCCCAUGGGCAACAGAGGUAGAGGCCCAAGAUUCCCACAAUGGCACUAUUAUGUGUGCCUAAAAGAGUGAGACCAGCACUCAACAUGGUGUAGGGUACCCUUGGUUCGUGCACGUUUUUUCUCAGCAUCCAUGUCCAACUUUUCCCCUUCCAUGAUCUUCACCGAAUACCAUGUCUCAGACUGUGUGCGCCCUGGCUUUUUUAAAGCUUCCCCCAUUGACCCAGGAUGAGUGAUUUCUUGCGUAGGAAGAGGAGGGUGUAUGGAAGCAGCAUAAAUCCAAGUGGUCAGAAACUGCGAACCAAUGCCAUGAGCAAAGAGGUGAGAGGUCACCCCACCCCCCAGCCCAGCCUAGCCUUGGGAACACCUCAGCCAUCCCCAGGGAGAGGAGACAAAGGACUGAUUCUUUUUCCACCCAGGCCGGCUCCUGUUCAGAUGACAAGCUCUUGCUCUUGCUGCCUGAGAUAUCGACUCCUCUCCCUCUCCCAGGCAUCAGACCAAGAAAAACAUGCUCACGGGAUUAGCCCACAGGCAUUUCUUCUGACCUGGCUAGGAAGAGAGGAAGGAGACCUGUUUGUUGGAGAAAUCAGGAACAAAGUGUCAGGUGGCUGUGAUUUAUGGCAGAGAUGGGAAGAAAGAAAAAAGUUGAAACAGCAUCACCACCCAAACCAUCCUGCCCUGGGAGGCAGAGGUCAGGAGGGCUUAUCAAAAGCCGGGAGCCCUUCCUGGUGGUACGUGCCUGUGAUCCCAGCACUCUGGAGCCUGAGGCAGGCGAAUCAAGAGUUGGAGGCCAGCCUGGGCCACAAGCAAGGUCCUAUAAAAUAAGAUAAAUAAAAGGUUUGUGCAGGGAAGAGUUUCUGAUUUCCUGUGUGGGAAAAAGGGGGGGGGGGCUAAAGAGCAGGCGGGGUGACCCGCUUGCCGUGGGGUUGGACUGGAUCCAGCUGUGUUCCUAGAGGUAGCUGGUAUGUGCUUACAGGGGCAAGCAGCAGACACCAAUUUACAAAAAAAAAAAAAAAGGAAACCUGCCUGGUCAUGGAGUUUCUCCCCUUCCAGCAAGAUCCCGGCAGCACAGCCCAUAACUAUGUACAAUUAUCCCAUGGCAAUUACAACAAGAUCCCUGUGCUGGUAAAGACCUGUCUGGUGUUCCAGUCAUAAAAUCUAUGUAAAGCCUGAGCCUCCCGCUCCCUCUCCCUCCUUGCCGACGACCAGCACCAGGGCUCCUCCUUCUGUGCCUCCUUCCCAGAGCAAAGGCAGCAUGUGCACAGCGAGGAUCAGCCACAGGGUAGAGAACCACAUCCUACUGAGCCUAUGGGGAGGGUGUGACUCUCAUGUAAGCAAAGCCCCAUGUGCCCCCUGGCUCCUGUUAGAUCUGUUCUGAGAUUGCUCAAAUACUGUUUACCAAGGACAGACCUUCACCUAGCCAUGCAGAGGGAAGCUGGCUGGGGGUCAUGUUAGACUGCCUCCCAGGAGAAAAGUGAGCGCAUCCGUGAUAGGUGCAAGUUUUCCUUCCCUCCGGAAGUGUAAUGAUUUUCAGUGCUGUUAAUGUCGGCUGGUUGUUAAGUGACAGCAGUAUGGUGGUAUGAGGUCAGUCUCCCUCCCGGAAGGGAAUCCAUGCCCAUGAUGUCUCCUUGUACAUUGGUUUUAUUGAUUAGGUUUUGACCAAUCCUGUUAACCGGCGUAUGUCUGCACAAACCCAUUUCAAAUAAACCUUUGGUUAAAGCAGAA